UUUGCAAAAUAUGAAUCGCAGUACGACGGUACUUCUUCGCGAUUUGAACGAGGAAGAUAAAUCUCAAGAAAAUCAAGGUUUGCCUUUGUCGCUUCUCCGACAAUUUUCAACCAAGGAGAGAGGAGUUGCAAGGCGUCGCCAAACCAUGACGAGCAUCUUGCGAAGAAGCAUUUCAGAUUCAGUGGAAAGAAAUCUCUGUUACCGUGUUGGUUUGCAUCAGGCCUGUCGGGAUGGUCUCAUUGAUAUCGUUCGAGCAUUACAACAGAGAGGUGUACCUACCAUCAACACCUUAGACAAGGAUGGGUUGGCCCCAAUCCAUUACGCAGCCCGUUAUGACCACGAAGAGAUUGUGCAGCUACUUAUUGAGGGAGGUGCAGAUCUGGACAUAUUCUCUGGCAGUGAAAGCAAAUUUACUACACCUCUUCAAAUCGCAGCAAGAUUUAACAGUCCUGCCACAGCUCGGUUGCUGGUACUGAAUGGAGUAGAUGUAGCAAAGCAGUCAAGUUAUGGACAACAAGCUUUACACUAUGCUGCAAGAAGAGGAAACUUAAAAGUCGUUCAGGUUCUGCUCAGAGAAGGAAAAGCAGAGGUAAAUGCAAAGGACAAUGAGAAUUCCACCCCACUACAUGCUGCAUCUCAAGAGGGAAAGCUAGAUGUUGUCGAAAUUCUGCUGCAAUAUGGCGCUGACCCGAGUUUAAGUGAUAACGACGGAUACACUGCAGUGCAUUUAGCAGCUAAAGAUGGAUACGAUGAUGUGUUAGAAAAACUACUUUCCACAGCGAAAACCUGUGGUGUAUCAUGUCCAGCCAUUUUGAACAAAAUGGAUAAUGAUGCCAACUCAUGUCUGCAUCUGGCUGUCAGACAUGGCCAUAUUAAAUCGGCAGAGGUUUGUAUAAAAUACGGCGCUGAUACAUGCGCAGUGCAGGAUGAUUUGUCGUCUCCUCUUCAUGUUGCCUGUGUGAAUGGUUAUUAUGAGAUUGCAAAACUUCUCCUGUUGAACGGGGCCAACAUACACGAUGAAGAUGCAGAAGGAAUGACGCCCAUUUUGAGGGCGUCACUGACCGGAAAUGUAGAAAUUCUCGAUCUUCUUCUCUCAGAGGGAGCUGAUAUUUCAUCUGAAGAGAACACUUAUUCCCCCUCACCACUGAUGUGUGCAGUAAAGAGAGGCCAUCCCAAUGCAGUCAGAUUUCUUUUACAAAGCGGAUCACCCAUUGACCUGAGAGACGUAAGUCACAGGACUUCUCUCCACGUUGCUGUUUUUAGCUCUGAUGCUGAGACACUGAAAGUGAUUCUUCAGGUAAAUCUUGAUUAA
Messenger RNA from Pocillopora damicornis (cauliflower coral), 1312 nucleotides. RefSeq names its product transient receptor potential cation channel subfamily A member 1. The record is from RefSeq and is a predicted model, not a curated record. Gene Ontology annotation, biological process: monoatomic ion transmembrane transport. NCBI's taxonomy places the organism in Eukaryota, Metazoa, Cnidaria, Anthozoa, Scleractinia, Pocilloporidae. Gene Ontology annotation, cellular component: transmembrane transporter complex; membrane. Gene Ontology annotation, molecular function: protein binding; monoatomic ion channel activity.